GGUGAGAAACAACUUCCUCUCAUGAUAUAAAAAAUAAUAUUUCUAAUCUUUUACCGCGUUGUGCUGUAAGUACUAUGCAACUACAAUAUCUCUGGGUGUCUCGAGGUCUGAGAGAGGCUACACGUUGUUCACAGCAGCUAAAGCAUUUGAUUUUGAAAGCGUUAUUUAAUAGAUUAACUAAUAGGCGUGUAAUUUGUUAGAAUGAUCAUUUGUUAGAAUUAGUUAUAAUUAGCACGCAGCGGGCUUCGAUAAUAUCGUCUGUAUAUUACGUCACUUGUCUUCAGCAUUGUUACCGCGGGAAUUGUCAACUAAAGCCGGCUUCUGAAAGAGAAAGUGAUGAUGUCAUUCAUUAUCUUGCGUGAAGGAAGGCGCAUCUGGAGGUUUUUUCUCCCUCCCGCAUCUGUUGAAAUAAGGAACGCAGAUGUAAAACAAUUCAAACACGAAAGCAAAAGAAUUCCCUUUCUGUUCAAUUGUGGAAAAAAAUCAUGUAAGAUUGAAUCCGUGUUCGAGACGCAAUAAAAAAAAAACUAACAAAAAACUCCCCUUAUGAAGUGAAAUAAAUAGACAAAGGGCUGGUGCUAUUGUUCAUUCACACCUUUUCAGGACUUCAGAGCAACAUUGUGAUUGUAACGGAGACUGAGUGUGUAACUUUUUCUCACUGAGUGUAUAAUGAAUCACAUAGAGCUGAUGAAGUGUGUGCUGCUGCUCGUGUUCGUGUCGAGUGUGUGUGAAGCUGCAGCCCUGCCAUCCUGCCGGUGGGCACACUACAAAGAACUGAGCGAGAAGAGCAAGAACUUGCUGGAGCGUAUGGGUGGCCAGUUGCCACAGGAGUGUUUAGAGGGAAAAAACAGCUCCUCUCCUUCCUUUCCAAAGGACGUGUUCAUUAAAGCUCAGAAUGAAGACCUGGUCUUGGUGGCUCUUGAAACUCUGAGUGGAGUUAAAAAAAUCUUCAAAAACAACCACACACUAGUGAAGUGGGAGAGCGACAGUCUGGCAAUCUUCAGGAGCCUUGUGUUUAGACAAGUGAGAAAGCUGCAGGAAUGCGCAGGGAAAAAGUUCCAGACGGCGAUGGAGAAACCUGCGGACAGCAGCACUGCUACACUGAGGUCGUUUUUUGAAAAGCUGGAGGAGCGACUGAAAGAGAAGGAGUUCAGCUCGUGCGCCUGGGAGAUAGUGAGAACUGAGCUUCAGGGUGGCCUCGAGGAGCUUCAAACUGUUCUAGAGAGCAGGAACUAAAGAAGAACAAGCCACAGUGUUCCUCACAGCAUCCGGAGAACGUUUUCAGCGACUGCAAACAGUGACAUUUAUUUAUUUGUUUGUUGGUUAGUUUCUUUAUUUUAUGAAAACAAAAUCAUGUGUUUAUCUUGUUUUUAUUAUAAUAUAUUGUUAUUUAUUUAUUUAUUUAUUUAUUUAUUUAUUUAUUUAUUUAUUUGGUUACUUACAUUUCUGGGUAUUGAUGUAUGCUUUUAAAUAUUUGCACUUUUUAUAAAUAAAAUCUAAUCAAAUCAAAUUUUUAAAAAUAUAUAUUUUUUUAUAUACUGCUUUACUUGCACACUGUUACGACACAGUCUAGGUUGAGCCGCACAGAGUAACCGUUCAAAGACGAAGAUUUCUUAAUAAUGGAAGCCAGGAACGACAGACACAAAAAAAAAACAGUUUUCAAUAAAUCGGUGGUAUAUUGUACAAAUAGGCAAGUGUAUAUACAACUGUACAACUGUAGAACAACUGUAGAACAUAACACUAGGCUUAUCUUCAGGGUGGGCCAAGGCUAAAAUAAAAAAACAAAACUUCUUUACCUAAAAGAAAAACAACUCACUAAUCACUAAUUCACUAAUCCAGAAACAGAGACAAAAAGGACCCCACUCCCAAAAGAAAUGGCAGCCACACCCCUACUGUCGGUAAACCAAGUGAAACAUAUAUACACUGGUGAAUAUAUACAUAUAAACAGGUACAGGGAGGACCAAACUCACAGUCAGAACCAGAACAGCAGUCAGAACAAAGAAUACUAUAGCCACAAGGGCAAGCAAACAUGAACCAAAUCUCCCAACACACAAUCACAGGUAACCACUUCCAACCUCCUCCUCAACAACCUCAACCACCUCCUCCUCCACACUCUCCAGCUUCUCAACCUCUGUAAAUAGUGUCGCCUAUUAGUAAUGUUAUCAUGGGAUCAUGGAGUUCGGACCUGCACACAAAACAUGGGACAAUACACACAAAACAAGACUUCCCAUCCCCAAAGAAAGUGGGUUGUAAACACCAAAC
Molecule: messenger RNA, 2262 nt
Organism: Ictalurus furcatus (blue catfish)
Lineage: Eukaryota; Metazoa; Chordata; Actinopteri; Siluriformes; Ictaluridae
Product: interferon tau-2-like
Exons: 5
Coding region: 670-1236 (188 amino acids)
Biological process (GO): defense response
Cellular component (GO): extracellular region
Molecular function (GO): cytokine receptor binding
Source: RefSeq, a predicted model, not a curated record